Haliotis rufescens (red abalone) is the source of this 1101-nucleotide messenger RNA. Its product is annotated as lisH domain-containing protein C1711.05-like. The record is from RefSeq and is a predicted model, not a curated record. The transcript has 4 exons. Bases 1 to 1101 code for a protein of 366 amino acids. Lineage: Eukaryota; Metazoa; Mollusca; Gastropoda; Lepetellida; Haliotidae.
AUGAAAACCUUCAUGAUAGACAGACUGACAUACAGACAAAGGACAUCUCAUAGUGAUAGAUACAGUAACUUCAUCCUAGAAGACCAUGACAGUAACCUCACCCCAGAAGACAGUGACAGUAACUUCACCAUAGAAGACAGUGACAGAGACAGUGACAGUAACCUCACCCUCAAAGGCAGUGAUACUAACCUCACCCAAGAAGACAGUGACAGUAACCUCACCCUCGAAGACAGUGAUACUAACUUCACCCUAGAAGACACUGACAGUAACUUCACCACAGAAGACAGUGACAGUAACUUCACCCCAGAAGACAGUGAUACUAACUUCACCCUAGAAGACAGUGACAGUAACCUCACCCUCAAAGACAGUGAUACUAACUUCACCCUAGAAGACAAUGACAGUAACAUCACCCUCGAAGACAGUGACAGUAACCUCAUACCAGAAGACAGUGACAGUAACCUCACCCCAGAAGACAGUGACAGUAACCUCACACCAGAAGACAGCGACAGUAACUUCACCCUAGAAGACAGUGACAGUAACCUCACCCUCGAAGACAGUGACAGUAACCUCACCCUCAAAGACAGUGAUACUAACUUCACCCUAGGAGACAAUGACAGUAGCCUCACCCCAGAAGACAGUGACAGUAACCUCACCCCAGAAGACAGUGACAGUAACAUCACCCCAGAAGACAGUCACAAAGACAGCGACAGUAACUUCACCCCAGAAGACAGUGACAGUAACUUCACCCCAGAAGACAGUGACAGUAACCUCACCCCAGAAGACAGUGACAGUAACAUCAUCCCAGAAGACAGUGACAGUAACCUCACCCCAGAAGACAGUGACAGUAACCUCACCCCAGAAGACAGUGACAGUAACAUCACCCCAGAAGACAGUCACAGUAACAUCAUCCCAGAAGACAGCCACAGAGACAGUAACAGUAACCUCACCCCAGAAGACAGUGACAGUAACCUCACCCCAGAAGACAGUGACAGUAACCUCACACCAGAACACAAUGACAGAAACCUCACCCCAGAAGACAGUCACAGUAACCUCACCCCAGAAGACAGUGACAGUAACUUACCUCACCCCAGGAGAGAGUGA